Messenger RNA from Pleuronectes platessa (European plaice), 1489 nucleotides. It is a transcript of the gene sft2d2a, whose product is annotated as SFT2 domain containing 2a. The coding region runs from base 142 to 630 and encodes 162 amino acids. NCBI's taxonomy places the organism in Eukaryota, Metazoa, Chordata, Actinopteri, Pleuronectiformes, Pleuronectidae. Gene Ontology annotation, biological process: vesicle-mediated transport. Gene Ontology annotation, cellular component: membrane. The transcript has 8 exons. The record is from RefSeq and is a predicted model, not a curated record.
GGUGCACCUGUCCAGGUGAGCUACUCCCAGACGUAAUGUGACGCUGCUGCUCUUCAUCACACUUCAGAGGGAAACAGUUUCUCCGUCUCCGAAGGAAAUCAGGUUGUUUCUCGGCUCGGUGGAUUUAAAGGAUCUUCCGUGAUGGAUAAACUGAAGUCUGUCCUCAGCGGCGAAGAGGCGCGUAAAGAUGAUCGAACCGUCCUAGAGACUGUGAACGAAGCCUCCACACUGAGCUGGACCACACGAGUGAAGGGAUUCGUCGCCUGUUUCGUGGUGGGGGCCGCGUGCACGGUGGUGGGAGUGUGUUUGCUCUUCCUCCCCAGGAUUGGAAUCACCCUCUUCAUCGUCUUUUACACUUUUGGAAACCUAUGUGCCUUGGGCAGCACUAUGUUUCUGAUGGGACCACUGAAGCAGCUGAAGAAGAUGUGUGACAAAACAAGAGCACUGGCCACCGCUAUUAUGAUUACCUGCCUGGUGUUGACUCUAUGUGCAGCUUUCUGGUGGAAGAACUUUGGACUUGCUUUGUUAUUUUGCAUCUUACAAGUCUUGUCAUUUGCCUGGUACAGCCUGUCAUACAUCCCAUUUAUGAGGGAGGCCCUAAUGAAGAUCUUGGCGGUCUGCAUGAAAUGAGCAGCGUCCUCUUGCUGAACUUGAGGGAAAUCGGCGUGUCUCUUAUUGAUUUUAUUAUGAUAUAUUUGUAUUGUUCUGCUUCAGAGUCUGUGACUCUUAUUGCUGCUCAGCCCUCCUCUGUUAAUACGUGAACAUCACAUGUUUUUAUCUCUUAAGUAUGUCUCCUUUUCCACUUUUAAUUUAAUGGAUUAAUUGAUUGCAGUGAAUGACGAUGCUAUUGAUGAAUCAAGCUGUUCAGACCCAGUUUUACAUGUGGAAGCAUUUUGUAAUAUAUGUAAAUAUUUGUAAUAAAUUAUUGUAAUUUUUUUGGUAAAUUACUACAUCAACUUCAUUAUUUUCAUCACCGAGAGAAAUAAAUUUAAGCACAGGAAAUAUUUUUAAGCUUCUGAAAUUAGUUAAAAACAUAAAUCUCUCAAGUCUUAAGUGCUGUAGCAGAGCAAAACGUGUACAUCGUCCAACAUGCUUCCAAAAAUUUAUUUUGAUUGAUAUAAUUCGUUCAUACUUCUCCCAAAUACUUUUUUUUUAACAUUUUUUAUAUUUAGCCUGUGAAACACAAAUAUACCUAAGUUGACAGAUACAUAUCCUGAUUUACUGUUAAAUACCAUUAUUUUGGUCUUGAAUAUGUUAAAAAGAUAUUUAAAGUAUGGCUAAGAGCUUGAAAAUGUGUCGACAGAGAAGAUUAAGAAUCACUUCAUAAUUAUGGACUUGCUCUUGAUGGUCUCUUUUAAAGGUAUUUAAAAUGUAUCUUUUUGACAUUUUUUGCUUAUCUGAAAUCUAAAACCUUGUUCUUAUGCUUAAGGACAAUAUGUUAAAGAUUGAAGCUCCAUGAUAUUCACAAUAAACGUAUAAAUUACCAAAA